Messenger RNA from Emys orbicularis (European pond turtle), 2815 nucleotides. RefSeq names its product RAB8B, member RAS oncogene family (gene RAB8B). The record is from RefSeq and is a predicted model, not a curated record. Gene Ontology annotation, biological process: protein localization to plasma membrane; protein secretion; Golgi vesicle fusion to target membrane. Gene Ontology annotation, molecular function: GTP binding; GTPase activity. Lineage: Eukaryota; Metazoa; Chordata; Testudines; Emydidae. Bases 37 to 660 code for a protein of 207 amino acids. Gene Ontology annotation, cellular component: trans-Golgi network transport vesicle; endosome; synaptic vesicle. The transcript has 8 exons.
UAGCUCCCGGUAAACCAGAGCCUUGGCUGAGCGAAGAUGGCGAAGACCUACGACUAUCUUUUCAAGCUGCUGUUGAUCGGCGACUCGGGCGUGGGCAAGACCUGCCUGCUGUUCCGCUUCAGCGAGGACGCCUUCAACACCACCUUCAUCUCCACCAUCGGAAUUGAUUUUAAAAUCAGAACAAUAGAACUAGAUGGAAAGAAAAUUAAGCUACAAAUAUGGGAUACAGCAGGUCAGGAGAGAUUCCGCACAAUCACAACAGCAUACUACAGAGGAGCCAUGGGAAUUAUGCUGGUAUAUGACAUCACAAAUGAGAAGUCUUUUGACAACAUUAAAAACUGGAUAAGGAACAUAGAAGAGCAUGCCUCUUCAGAUGUGGAAAGAAUGAUUUUGGGUAAUAAAUGUGAUAUGAAUGAAAAGAGACAGGUCUCAAAAGAAAAAGGAGAGAAGUUAGCAAUAGAUUAUGGAAUCAAGUUUCUGGAGACAAGUGCAAAAUCCAGCAUAAAUGUGGAAGAGGCAUUCUUCACACUUGCACGGGAUAUAAUGACAAAACUCAACAGAAAAAUGAAUGACAACAGUUCACCAGGGGCUGGUGGGCCGGUGAAAAUAACUGAAAAUCGAUCGAAGAAGAGCAGCUUCUUUCGAUGCACGCUACUUUGAUGAACUCCUAAUGAUAGACUGCAGCACACUUAGAAGAACCUUUUCUGCUUCUUUGAAAGCACAGGGUCACACAGCCUCAGAAAUAAUACCACCAAGCUGCUGCUGAGAGCUUCAAUGAACGUUGACUGUGUUAAACAAAAUACCAAGUGGAUUUUGCUCACUAAGUCCAUCGACCUGUCGGGCUCCUUUUUCUCAAAUGUGGAAGCAAUGAAGUGGAGACACACAAAUGCAGGACUUAAUUUUCUUCAUUACUUUCUGUUUUAAUGUCUGUUGCAAAAGCUGCUACAUUUCUUUUAACUUUGCACAUACGUAUUAGCCUUUUUAUUGCCUGUUACCGCACAAUCUAACACUUGUGUUUGCACAGUUUAUUGUCCUGUAAGUAAGUACUUUAACAGAUUUGUGCAUUCUUUUUACAAAUUUAUUUUAAAAAGCCAGAAGGAAUAGAUUAAAUCACAUCUCCAGUAGUCUUUGCUCUACACAUGUGAUCAUGUCUGCCAUAUGGAUAUGUUUAACAUAAUGGGGCUUAUUAAAACAAAUUGGCAUUUAAGAACUUGUAUAGGUUUUUAUUCAGUUUUUCUCACAAAUGCACAAAUCCGUUCAUACAGAAACUACUGCGUCUUGUAUUCUGAAUGUAGGAUGUUUCUUUUUUACUGGUUUUUACCAAACUUAAGAGAAUCUUUUUAGAGCAGAGUUGUCUUCUAAAUAGAUGUAGUUUUUGUCUCAUUUGUUGAAUGCACCCGUAAAGCAUGUGAAUGAAUCCCAGUGGUCAUUCAUUUUUCACCUAGUUUUCUUCUGUUAGCCCAACUCAUCUGCUCCUUUUUUGUUCUUGUUUCUGAUGACACUUGAGUUGAAAUUUUCAACAUAACACAGGUGGGCAUCCUAGCUAUCACUUAAGUGACUUGUGGUAGCUAAGCUGAAUGAGGGUAUACAAAACUCCUGGAUUCUAUUCUCCAGUGUAUGAAGAGUAAUUAGUGAUGCUGAGGAUGUUUGCUUCACACCUCUAAACCUUGACCCUAGCUUCCUGUGUAGUCACUAUAGUUAAGUUCCAUCAGUAAAGAAAAUGGCACACCAAGGCUUAUAAUGCAGUAUUAUGCAGCUGAUACUGAAUGUGUAAAGCCUUCAGUCUGCACAGGCAAUUAUAGAAGUUAAUCAUCAGAAACUGGUGCAGUGAUUUAGGCUGCUACAAGCCAAGUUGAAACUUAAUUGCCUUUCUCACUUCUCUGAACACCUGCAACCUAGUUUAUGUAUUUUAUCACUUGCUUAUUUGUUUUUCAAAGAUCUCUCUCCAUGAAUGAUUAAAAUUGGUGCUUUAGUUUGUUGUGCCAAACUUGACCAUUGUUAGCUUUAACUACAAAUUUAACAGAGUCCACCACUUUGGUUAUAAGGUGCAGAUGGAUUGUCUUGUUGACAAACUGCUAACUUUUCUGACAUGUCUGCUUGUUUCACUACAGUCACUUAACUUUGUGGUAACAACCAAUCCACUGGUUAAUAUGUUAAUGUUUCACUCUGCUUCAGUUUGGGAUGUCUGAUAUUGAAUUUGUCAUCUUGGGGUCUAUCUCAAAUAUUUUGAAACUAAUUCAGUGGCUUUCUACACAUUCUCCCCACACCGCUACUUAAUUACAGUUAAAGUGAUCCUUGUAAUUAGAUUGUGAAUCACAAUCUCCUAUUCUUACUGAACUAGAAGGCACAGCAAAAUAUUUGAGGUAGCAAGAAUGUUCAAAACAAAAACAACCCUAGCUGCUCUGGCCUACACUUUGCAUUUUUCUGGGACAGGCUAAUGCAGUUAAGUUUUCUGUAUGAUAACAAAGUGCUUUCUAUACAGCAACUGUUAUGACUUCAGUUACGAAUGUUGUUAAUUUUCAGUAAUUUACCUCUGACUUAUUUGGUGUCGUAACACAUAGAUUUGUAUCUUGGGGUUGUCUGCAAACCAAAACUGACAUGUUCUGUGGUUGGCAACUUUUACAGAAUGCUUUGCUUAUGUUGUAUUUCCUCUGUCUUCUUUCUAUUUGGUUCUGUGUAUAAACAAGAUUAGUCUCCAUGAACUUCCUUUUGAAAGAGCCUGUAAGUGAGAGUCUAUAAAGUGCUUCUUGACGCAGCAGCAAAUUGGGGUAUCUGCUCUGUUGUAUUAAAAAGAAAAAAAGAAAAAAAUCCUUGC